GGCACACGCCAAUCACGCGGAGAACGCGGCUCUGGUUGGUUCGGCGCUAUUAUUAAGGAGGGUCCUGACGACAGUCGCUGUGUUGAAAUUCCAGUGCUAACCAACUUUAGCCAGCGCGCUAACAUGUAAUUGAGCGAAUUUGAAGAGCUUCACGUGCUGCGCAGUCCUGGCUUUAAUAGCGUCAAUGAUAAGUUGCAAACAGGCCGCAGUGUAAACAUUCGCCUCCAUGUUGGCGGCUGCGUGUGCAUCAGCUCCUGCUACCGGGACAUGGCCAGUUAGCCAGUACGCAGCAUUCGUUGGAUAAACGAAGCUGGCGAGCUAGCUGGAAGGAAGGGGAAAAAAGCCGUUCGGACCGGGGCGGCGGGGGGCGGCUUGUGAACAGGUUCGUCGCUCGGAGGAGGCGGAAAGCCGGAUGCUGUGACUGCCAUGAGUCCCGCAGGCUGCCCCCAUGUGAACAGCUUCAAAGUGGACAACUGGAAGCAGAACCUGAGGCUUAUUUAUCAAUGUUUCGUGUGGAGCGGUUCAGCCGAGACCAGAAAACGCAAGGCCAAGUCAUGCAUCUGCCACAUGUGCGGAGCCCACCUGAACAGACUCCACUCCUGCCUCUACUGUGUCUUCUUCGCAUGCUUCUCCAAAAAACACAUCCACGAACAUGCCAAGAGCAAAAGGCAUAACCUCGCCAUCGACCUGCUGUACGGGGGAAUUUACUGCUUUAUGUGCCAAGACUACAUUUAUGACAAGGAGAUGGAGCAGAUUGCCAAAGAGGAGCAGAGGAAAGCCUGGAAGAUGCAAGGCAUCGGGGAGAAGUACUCGACGUGGGAGCCAACCAAGAGGGAGCUGGAGCUGCUGCGCCACAAUCCCAAGAGGAGGAGGAUCACCUCCAACUGUACUAUUGGCCUGCGCGGUCUGAUCAACCUGGGCAACACCUGCUUCAUGAACUGCAUCGUCCAGGCGCUGACGCACACGCCGCUGCUGCGCGACUUCUUCCUGUCCGACCGUCACAAGUGCGAGAUGCAGAGCAACUCGUGCCUCGUGUGCGAGAUGUCUCAACUCUUCCAGGAGUUCUACUCAGGCCAUCGCUCCCCUCACAUCCCGUUCCGCCUGCUGCACCUGGUGUGGACGCACGCCCGGCACCUGGCCGGCUACGAGCAGCAGGACGCCCACGAGUUCCUCAUUGCGGCGCUGGACGUGUUGCACCGACACUGCAAAGACGACAACGGGAAGAAGGCCAACAACCCAAACCACUGUAACUGCAUCAUUGACCAAAUCUUCACAGGGGGUCUGCAGUCUGACGUCACCUGCCAAGUGUGCCAUGGUGUUUCGACAACCAUAGACCCGUUCUGGGACAUCAGCCUGGACCUACCCGGAUCCUCCACGCCUUUCUGGCCCCUCAGUCCCGGAGGAGAUGUGACAGCACUUAACGGGGAGAGUCACUCCACUGGAGCCACAACACUUAUGGACUGUCUGCGCAGGUUCACCAGACCGGAGCACCUCGGCAGCAGCGCCAAGAUCAAGUGCAGCGGUUGCCAUAGUUACCAGGAAUCCACCAAGCAGUUAACCAUGAAGAAGUUGCCUAUCGUAGCCUGCUUUCACCUUAAAAGAUUUGAACAUUCGGCCAAACUACGGAGGAAGAUCACUACUUACGUCUCGUUCCCACUGGAGCUGGACAUGACCCCCUUCAUGGCCUCCAGUAAGGAGAGCAGGAUGAACGGGCAGUACCAGCAGACCGUGGAGGCAUUCAACAAUGACAAUAAGUACAGUUUAUUUGCCGUGGUGAACCACCAGGGGACACUAGAGAGCGGCCAUUACACCACCUUCAUCCGGCAGCACAAAGACCAGUGGUUCAAGUGUGACGACGCCAUCAUCACCAAGGCCAGCAUCAAAGAUGUGCUUGACAGUGAAGGGUACCUCUUGUUUUAUCACAAACAGUUCCUGGAGUACGAAUAGCCUCCAGGAGGAACCCAAUCAGGAAAAGGUGACGAGUGUGUAAGGGAGAGGCGUGGAGAUGGGAGAGCUGCAUGGAGACUGGCUGAAAACACGGAACCACCGUUCCUGGGCGCAGCAGCAAGACCCUGCGCAGGGAUGAAACCGAUUAAACAUGACUCGUGCAAAACCGCUAGAAAUACAGACAUUUGUGUUCUUGCUGACGUUAUCACUUGAAUUGGGGACAUGAAGAGGGAAAAAGAAGCUGUGAAAGUCUGCUCUUGCUUUUCAGAUCAUGGACAGUUAGUGUCUUAUCCCGACAUUUUUUUCUGUUGAUUGCGACGUAAAACUCCGGAAAGUUUUAGAUUUUUUUUUUUUUUUUUUUUCCUCCAUUUUUUUCAAACCCCACUUCCGUCUUCAUGCUCGCACAGCCGCAUUCAUCACAGGCAACGUUUCCGGACACGAGCGCGUACUUCGUCUGACGUGCAAACACUCCUCUGCAAGACCAAAUAUUUUCAGCACGGAAGUUGUCUUAUUAUGCAGUUUCUGUCCAGAGUUGGGAAUAAUGGAAGACCAUCAUCUGACAGUAUUCUAACAUUAUUCCAAUUAUUAUUUGUCAGAUUGUUGUAGUCAAAGUGGUACUAUUAUUAUUAUUAUUAAUAAAAAAAGCUUCCAUAAUUAAAGAGGGGAAAUGAAUGACCCAGUAAAUAUAUUUUUAUACAUCUUGCAUUCAAAUUGUUUGUUUACGGUUUUGCAUUCUCUUUGACAAAAGAAAAACAAAAUGCAUUAUUCGUCUGUUGAAUCGUGUCGUCGAUCAUGUUUUUGUACCCAAAAGACAAAAAGAGGCUAAUGAUUUUUGUGAAGCUGCUGCUAUUGCUGUUUUUUUUUUGUUUGUUUGUUUUCUUUACCUUUAUCUAUUGCUAAACAGUUAUUGGCACCGCCGGGUUAGUUGGUUUAAAAACAGAUAAAUUUCUCUUUUAUUGCAUUACAAUAAUCUCACCCCAACAAAAUUAAGAACAGUCCCAAUUUUUGUGAACUUGUUUUAUCUCCUUCCGCCUGUUGGAAAGCUCUUUCAGAAAGGGCAUCUUUGACUGUUACUCUUAGCAUAUUAUUACUCCUUUUUCCCCGAGAAUACGGUUCUCACUACUUCAUUUAGGGCCAGAGACUGAGGGAAAGUUGAUUCUUCUCUGGUAAUCCAGUUCUCUGUUGAUUCCGACAUGUUUUGAAACACGAUCUUGACCCAAGUGGUUUGUUCCAAAAGGCCCCUCUCAAAGCUGACCAUCAGAAUGGUCGGCGAUUUGAAUUUCCAUGCUGACAUUUGAGUUUUCAAAAGUCAAUACUGCAGCAGUUAAAAAGUUUCGCACGUCUUCCUUUUUGUUCUUUUGACUUCGAAGUGUUCCAACAGUAAAGGGAACAAAAACUACCCCUGGCUGAAGUCCAGUGACUUAUGUCAGUUUUUUUUUUUGCUCCUGUCUUGGCAUUCUUCAGCUCAAACCGUCCGAUUGUAUGUUAAUGCCAAGAAUUGAGUGUGCAGGAUGCUCCGCUUUGUGUGUUUUCAUCUUUAGCUGCUACAGUAUUUUACUAUUUGAAGUAGUUAUUGGUAGUUCCUUUGUCUGGGUGACUCCACUUUAUGAGGAGCUUUAACUCAAAUUCAUUCUUUCUUUUUCCCCCCCAACACCAGUUGCAGUGGGUUUGACAACUGGUUGGCAUGUAGAUAGUGUCUAAUGGUUGCUAUGGACACUUUUCUCCUUUACCUUCCUGUUUGGGGGCUAAACCAGAGUCCUUGUAUGUCGUGUUUCCAGAAUAAAAGAAAGUUGACCUUC
Messenger RNA from Gambusia affinis (western mosquitofish), 3746 nucleotides. RefSeq names its product ubiquitin specific peptidase 22 (gene usp22). The transcript has 13 exons. Gene Ontology annotation, biological process: protein deubiquitination. NCBI's taxonomy places the organism in Eukaryota, Metazoa, Chordata, Actinopteri, Cyprinodontiformes, Poeciliidae. Gene Ontology annotation, molecular function: cysteine-type deubiquitinase activity; zinc ion binding. The coding region runs from base 427 to 1947 and encodes 506 amino acids. The record is from RefSeq and is a predicted model, not a curated record.